AUUUUCUAUUUUGUACAUACAUUGUUUUGUAUAUACUGUAUAUGAUGACUUCGGUGGGCAGUGAACGUACCCGGGGCACUCGGGACAAAAUGCAAAUUUCAACCACACAGACAAUACAACAACAGAAACAAGUAGUACAGGCAACAGCAGAACAGAUUCGCCUUGCUCAGAUGAUCUACGAUAAGAACGACGCAGAUUUUGAAGAUAAAGUGAAACAACUUAUGGAAGUGACGGGGAAAAACCAGGAUGAGUGCAUAGUGGCAUUACAUGACUGUAAUGGGGAUGUGAACAGAGCUAUCAACAUAUUGCUGGAAGGAAGUUCAGACACGACUUCUUGGGAGACUGUAGGGGGAAAGAAGAAAAGCCUUGGAAAAGAAAGUUCAGAAAACAAAGAGAACAGAGAAAAACGAGGGGACAGAGAAGUGAGUCGUGGACGGGGAAGUUCCAACAGACGGGGAAGAGGAGGCAGCCGUUGCCGAGAGUUUAGAGAUGAAGAGAAUGGAGUAGACAGCAAUCAAGGAGACAGGCCUUCAGACCGUGGAAAACGUGGCCGUGGGAGAGGAGCAUGGAAAAAUUCAAUAGAAGAAUGGACAGCAGAAGACUGGAACGAAGAUCUUUCUGAAACAAAAGUCUUUACUGCUUCCUCUGUUCCAGCUGAGAAUCAUGUGACUCCUGGGCAAAGCAUUGAUUUGGUAACAUUGCUUCAAAAACCUGUGACUUCCACUCAAGAGACAGAAGGCAACUCAUUUGAGGCUCCCCAGCAGCAGACCUUUGGCCAAGCACUAGUCUUCACAAAUUCUCAGCACAGCACCCAGAUGGCAUCAGGAACUGGCAGUUCCAGUGCUGUAAACUCCUAUUCUCCUCAGAGUCUGUCUGCAGUUCUUUGUUCUGGCUUUGGAGAACUUGGAUCCUCUAAAUUGGCAAACUCUACUGGAUCCCAAAUCUUGGACCAAUUGAAAUCUCCAGGUUUGGGUCAAUUUACCUCUCAACAAAACAAUAGUAGCACUACCACCACUACCACAACUACCGCAUCGUCUUGGGAUCUAAAACCACCCAUUACUCAGUCCUCAGUCCUUAGUCAGUUUGACUUUAAAUCCCAGCCUGAACCAUCCCCAGUUCUGAGCCAGCUGACCCAGCGACAGCAGCAACAAACGCAGGCAGUCCCUGUUUCUCCUCCUGGGCUGGAGUCCUUCUCCUCCCAGGUGAAACUCCAAGAGCCAUCCCCGGUAGACACCUCUACAGCUGUCAGCAAAAUGUUACAGCUGCCCAGUAUAUCUAUGGAGAACCAGGCAGUGACUGCCCAUCAAACCCAGCAGAAACAGAUAAAACCACCAAAACGGAGGAUAACUCCAGUAUCCAAGAUUCCUGCUUCUGCAGUGGAGAUGCCUGGGUCAGCUGAUGUGACAGGGUUAAAUGUUCAGUUUGGAGCUCUUGAGUUUGGAUCAGAGCCUGCACUCCCGGAGUUUGGAUCAACUUCAAGCAGUGAGAAUACCAGCCAGGCGACCAACAAUAGCUCGUACUCAAAAUCUGUAAAUGAUCCUCUGAAUACCUCUUUGCCAAUAUCCAAUACAGUACAGGAGUCCACCUACACAACCUCUGCUAUCACCUCUUCCAGCCUGACCUGCUCAUCCCAGAGCACUAGCCUGGUAACAACAACUUCCUCCUAUGAACAGACUUCUGUGCAUAGUAGGGUAGCAUACCAAAGCUCCAUGGCUCCAUCUGAACCACCCCCCAUUGCAGUUACGAAUGGGCACAGUGGUGUUAGAACACAGGCAGCUCUUGACACUACUUCAUCAGUUCCAGUGUCUAAGACAGAGCCUUCUCCCUCACUACCUUCUGCUGGUUCUAUGCCUAGCAUGGUGUCCACCACCACUUCGCUUCUGCCUUCAGCAUCGCAGCAUGUGACAACGUUGCCCAGCUUGUCUCAGUCCAGUGACUUGGCCAGCAGCUCACUUUCCCAGUUAAGCAGCUCCCUUUCCAGUCAUCAGAGCAGCCUCUCCCCUGUCUCAGUGUUGUCUUCAAGCACAUCACAUGCACACACUAGUGUUGAGAACACAACUUCGCUCCAGCCCUCAACAACCUUUUCAACUGUUUCAACCUCAGCCACUAGCACCACCUCUUCUGUUGUCGGCAUGGCAAGCAGUAUGAACACUACAAACAGCCUUGGCCUGAGCGUUACCAGUGUGUCUAUACCAGCUGCUACCACACGGGCAGCUCCCUUAGUGUCUUCAGGCAAAGCUCCCCCAAACCUGCCCCAAGGUGUACCGCCCUUGUUGCAUAACCAGUAUAUUGUGGGACCUGGAGGACUUCUGCCUGCCUACCCAAUUUAUGGUUAUGAUGAUCUCCAGAUGCUUCAAUCCAGGCUGCCAAUGGAUUACUACGGAAUUACAUUCCCUGCUCCUGCAACCUUGACAGGCAGAGAUGGGAGCCUUGCUAACAACCCGUACUCAGGUGACGUAACAAAAUUUGGCCGUGGGGAUUCUGCCUCCCCUGCUCCCGCUACCACGCUAGCCCAGCCGCAUCAUAACCAGACGCAGACUCACCACACGACUCAGCAGCCCUUCCUCAACCCGACCCUGCCGCCGGGGUACAGCUACACUGGGCUCCCUUACUAUGCCGGGGUGCCAGGCGUACCGAGCGCAUUCCAGUACGGGCCAACCAUGUUUGUACCUCCUGCAUCUGCUAAGCAGCACGGAGUCAAUCUGAACACUGCGUCCACUCCUUUCCAGCAGGCGAGUGGCUACGGGCAGCACGGCUAUGGAGCAGGCUAUGAUGACUUAACGCAGGGAACGGCAGCUGGAGAUUACAGCAAAGGAGGCUACAGUGGGUCAUCUCAAGCACAAAACAAAUCUGCUGGCACUGGACCUGGGAAAGGUGUUUCUGUGACCUCAAGUAACACAGGUGUGCCUGAUAUCAAUGGCUCAGUCUAUAACAAGACUCAGACGUUUGACAAGCAGGGAUUCCACGCUGGCACACCGCCUCCUUUCAGCCUGCCCUCUGCUCUCGGAUCUACUGGGCCCCUGAACCCUGGUGCUGCCACGGGUUAUGCUCCAGCCCCUUUUCUCCACAUCCUGCCUGCACAUCAGCAGCCUCAUUCCCAGAUGCUGCAUCACCAUAUUCAGCAAGAUGGGCAGGGUGGAUCUGGUCAGCGCAACCAGCCCAGCACCAUGCAGCAGAAGUCUCAGGCUACCAAAACCGCCUAUGGCACUUCUCCAUACUGGACAAACUAAAUCCAAAACCGGGGAGGGGGGAGAGGAUGAAAGGAGAGGAGAGAGGAGAAAAAAAAAAAAAGGCAAAAGAAAAGAAG
Oxyura jamaicensis (ruddy duck) is the source of this 3307-nucleotide messenger RNA. RefSeq names its product ubiquitin-associated protein 2-like. Gene Ontology annotation, cellular component: cytoplasm; nucleus. The record is from RefSeq and is a predicted model, not a curated record. Bases 42 to 3230 code for a protein of 1062 amino acids. NCBI's taxonomy places the organism in Eukaryota, Metazoa, Chordata, Aves, Anseriformes, Anatidae. Gene Ontology annotation, molecular function: protein binding. The transcript is spliced from 25 exons.